AUGGGCGUUCAGGGGCCGGCAGCGCUGACCAAUGGACGCCCGGGAGGCGGUGCCGGCGGCCAAUGGGGGCGGUCAGCGCUCAGGGGGCGGGGCAGAGGCGCUGCGAGGCGCGUACGGACCAGAGCGCAGCGCCGUCCGCUCCGCAGCGCCCGCACGCAGGCAAUCAUGAGUGACCGAAAGGCAGUGAUCAAAAAUGCGGACAUGUCAGAGGAGAUGCAGCAAGACUCGGUGGAAUGUGCAACUCAAGCCUUGGAGAAAUACAACAUCGAGAAGGACAUCGCUGCUCACAUAAAGAAGGAAUUUGACAAGAAAUACAAUCCCACUUGGCACUGCAUCGUGGGCAGGAAUUUUGGCAGCUACGUGACUCAUGAGACCAAGCACUUCAUCUACUUCUACCUCGGCCAAGUCGCUAUUCUUCUGUUCAAGUCUGGCUAGAGCCAUGGACUGUUACUGAAACUUGCAUCCAGUUACAGGACUGCACACUGAUUCCCACCUUCAGCCUUCCUGGGGAAACACAUCUUGAUCUUCAGGUCUUGUAUUGUAUUGUUAAUGUCAGGGAUUUUGCUGUAGCGGCUGGUAUUUUCAUUGUGGCUAUAUAAAAAAGCAAAAAUGUCUUCCUUGUAUUUAUUUUCUUUCAAAAGAUGGCUUCUUUGCUAAUAAAAUCGUUUAUCCCUUUGCCCUCUUGAA
This is a messenger RNA of Melospiza melodia melodia, 687 nucleotides long. RefSeq names its product dynein light chain 1, cytoplasmic. Gene Ontology annotation, biological process: intraciliary retrograde transport; motile cilium assembly. Gene Ontology annotation, cellular component: cytoplasmic dynein complex. The transcript has 3 exons. The coding region runs from base 1 to 435 and encodes 144 amino acids. Gene Ontology annotation, molecular function: dynein intermediate chain binding. NCBI's taxonomy places the organism in Eukaryota, Metazoa, Chordata, Aves, Passeriformes, Passerellidae. The record is from RefSeq and is a predicted model, not a curated record.